Molecule: messenger RNA, 1200 nt
Organism: Cladocopium goreaui
Lineage: Eukaryota; Dinophyceae; Suessiales; Symbiodiniaceae
Source: the annotation of a GenBank genome assembly
AUGCACAUCAGAGAAAGGCACACGUCGAAGAAGCGAGGGGUAAGAAAGUGGCUGACGGCUUCCGAAAUGAAUGCCAUUUUCGGAGCUGAAGCAGCUGAGUUAAUCCGGGUUAGGAAGCUAGACACAGAGGAGCUCAGAAAUAAAGAAACCCGAUUUCAUCCCGAACUGCCCGGGAUGAAGGAACACAUGCAGUACUUGACCCUGGUCGAAGAUGCGGAGGAGGAAGAGCACCAAGAGGAGUUGGAUCGGUUGUUUCAGGCUAUUGACAACGAUUCGAGCGACUCGGUCCGCAAGAAGGAAAAAAAAAAUGCAAAGAAGUCCAAGAAAGAUAAGAAUGACAAGAAGGAAAAAAAGGCCAAAGACGAAGAUGACAAGAAGGACAAGAAGGAAGAAGAGGACCCCGAAAAAGCAGCAAAUGCCAAGUUGGCAAAGGAUGCAAAGAAGGCAAUUGGUGAUGCUAGCACCAAGAUCAAAUGGGCUUUGGGGUUGAGUGACAAUUUGCGCCAAGCGGUCAAGACUGACGUUGAAACCAAAAAGGCGGAUCUGGUCACCAGUGCGGUCGUUGAGGCGUGCAAUGUUGCGCGCUGUGAGCUGGAAAGUAGCGAACAGUUUGGUCCUCUGGAACGAGAUGUCACCGAGAAAAUUGCCUCUGGGGAGGCCCGUGGUUGCACUACACCAUGGACUGCGAAGCUUGCUUCCUAUGCUCCGGGGAAUGCUGCCCGAGACUUCCGGCACAAUGAGCCUGUGAUGGUGGAGGUUGCAGUCAAGGUGGAAACGGGAUCCACUGACAGUGGUCGCGUGUCACUACCACUGAUUCUUCCCUACGAUGUGAUGGACUACCUGAUCGGAUCAUGUAAUCUUCAUAUUGAGGAGGAGUUGAUCAACCAAUUCUGGUCCCACUUGGAUUCAGUAGAGGAUUCAUGGGCCCUCUCCACUCGGGAGUUUCGAAAAGCAGUUGGUGACAAAGUCAUACCUCUUGGGUUCUAUGGAGACGAAGCCUGCAUGGGUUUAGUGACAGUAUCAGUAUCGGUCUCCGGGGGUUACAAACUUUCAGGCCCUUUGAUAGACCUGGACUACUUCGACAUUAGCACCCUGCAGCAUUGUACGCUUCACAUUCUCAAUCUGACGCUCUUGGGUGUGGCGAAUGGAUCAACGUUGAGCCCUGUCAAUGAUUUGGAUAUGGAACAUCAAAGAAUCUAG